AUGAGUUUUAUAGAUGAUAGAGGUGCAGCCAAAGAGCUGGACCAGUGGAUUGAACAACUCAAUGACUGCAAGCAGUUAUCAGAGAAUCAAGUGAAAACACUUUGUGAAAAGGCUAAGGAGAUUCUGUCCAAGGAAUCCAAUGUCCAAGAGGUGAAAUGCCCAGUGACCGUAUGUGGCGAUGUUCAUGGUCAGUUCCAUGAUCUAAUGGAACUGUUCCGCAUCGGUGGCAAGUCGCCAGAUACAAACUACCUGUUCAUGGGAGAUUAUGUGGACAGAGGCUAUUAUUCUGUAGAAACUGUUACAUUAUUGGUGUCAUUGAAGGUUCGCUUCAAGGACAGAAUCACAAUUCUGCGAGGCAACCAUGAAAGUCGUCAAAUUACACAGGUCUAUGGAUUCUACGAUGAGUGUCUACGAAAGUAUGGCAACGCUAACGUAUGGAAAUACUUCACAGAUUUGUUUGACUACCUACCUCUCACAGCCCUUGUUGAUGGCCAGAUAUUCUGUUUACAUGGAGGAUUAUCGCCGUCUAUAGAUACACUGGAUCACAUUAGAGCACUAGAUAGAAUUCAGGAGGUUCCUCAUGAGGGGCCGAUGUGUGAUCUGCUGUGGUCUGACCCUGACGAUAGAGGUGGCUGGGGAAUCUCCCCUCGUGGUGCAGGCUACACUUUUGGCCAGGAUAUCUCCGAGACUUUCAACCACAGCAAUGGCGUUACAUUGGUCUCCCGAGCUCAUCAGCUAGUUAUGGAGGGCUACAACUGGUGUCAUGACCGUAACGUGGUGACCAUAUUUAGCGCCCCUAACUACUGCUAUCGUUGUGGUAACCAAGCGGCCAUCAUGGAGCUGGAUGAUGCUCUGAAGUAUUCCUUUUUACAAUUUGACCCAGCCCCGAGACGUGGAGAGCCGCAUGUAACCAGAAGAACUCCAGACUACUUUCUUUAA
Candidula unifasciata is the source of this 939-nucleotide messenger RNA. NCBI's taxonomy places the organism in Eukaryota, Metazoa, Mollusca, Gastropoda, Stylommatophora, Geomitridae. The record is from the annotation of a GenBank genome assembly.